Penicillium maclennaniae is the source of this 711-nucleotide messenger RNA. RefSeq lists its product as uncharacterized. The transcript has a single exon. Lineage: Eukaryota; Fungi; Ascomycota; Eurotiomycetes; Eurotiales; Aspergillaceae. Bases 1 to 711 code for a protein of 236 amino acids. The record is from RefSeq and is a predicted model, not a curated record.
AUGUCUCGCUCACAUCGUCAGAGCCUCGGUGACAGUAUGCACAAUCAAGAGCGCAUAAACCACACCCCCGGUAGACUCAACCGCCAGAUUAGCCAAGCAACUGAUAGAUCAAAGAAGGGGAAUGCACAGGUUUAUGCUCUGAGUGAUAGAUCUGCUUCUGCUGGAGAAGGAAAUCAUACCCUAUCGACUCAUGAUCAACAGUCUUCUUCUCAUUCUUCUAGUGAACCGUUGGCCCCUUCUGACUCUCUCUAUAGAGAAUGGUCCGCUUCUGACCAUACUUCCGGAGAGAAUCUGCAGCCUCAAUUAGAGCCGAGCCAAGCUGACCUCGUGCAAAGGGCUCGGGCAACAAUCGAAAGGGAAGCAAAAGCACGCGAGGAAUACAGUGCUACGACAGAACACUUCAAAUACGGAAAGCUACAGGAGGCUGGACUUUUGCGACUGCGCUGGAUACAGGAUCCUAGUGUGUCAGACUGCCCUAUUGCUAAAUCUACACUAACAUUCGACGCUUUCCAUCAGAUGUUACCCACGGGUGAGGUGCAAGUCGAGACUCUCCCAUUGAACUUGGAAGAGCAUAUUGUCGGUCUCGGACUUCCGAAUGAAUUCUACACCCUUGUCAAAGAAUCUGCAUAUCGAGCGUUUGAUUACAUGUCCAAGAGCGGGGGAUGCAGUGGGUGGGACGAACUGGACCAGGCGUCAUUUUCCUCGAAGUAG